Messenger RNA from Ctenocephalides felis (cat flea), 2112 nucleotides. Its product is annotated as testis-expressed protein 2-like. The transcript has 15 exons. Bases 1 to 2112 code for a protein of 703 amino acids. Lineage: Eukaryota; Metazoa; Arthropoda; Insecta; Siphonaptera; Pulicidae. Gene Ontology annotation, molecular function: lipid binding. The record is from RefSeq and is a predicted model, not a curated record. Gene Ontology annotation, cellular component: endoplasmic reticulum.
AUGGAGUUAAAUUCUUGCACUCAUUCCUUUAUGUUGGACGUUGAAUAUUUUGAACCGGAUGAGUUUAGUUUCAUGGGAUUUGCGAAAAUUUUAAGGGAGGAGGCAAGCCUGGCGCCUCCGGAGAUGACUGAAGAGAACUUUCCUGGCCUAACGAGCACUGUAGUAAGAGUCGCAGUGCAGCAGAUUAAUCAGGACAAAGUACAGCAGAAUGAUGCACCUCCGGAGAUGACUGAGGAGAAUUUUCCUGCCCUAAAGAGCACUAGGGUGAGAGACGAAGAACAGCACAAUAAUCAGGAUGAAGUUCAGGUAGAAAAUCUGGACGAAGGGAACAAAAUUAACAAGAUGAGCAGGAGGAGAAGACGUGCUCAAUUGAAGGCGCAGCGGCAACAGCAGCAGGAAGAAGCAGAAUUUGGACAAGUAGGAGAAGAUGGACAAGUAAAAACAACAGGCCUGACGAACAUUUCUCCAUGUGUCAAAAAAGAGUGUGGCUCGUUGACUACUGCGACAGAGGUACAGGAAUGUUUACCACCAAUGGAAACGGCGAUUUUGGGAAUCACAGAGCGGAGGAGCUUUGAACGGACAGGAGAAAUUGUCAUAAAAAAUGAACAUGAAUAUUCAUACUCUCAGAUUGAAGCUCAAUAUCAAUGUUUUAAUUAUAGUGUCUCUUCUCCUGAUGGACUAGCAAAAAUUCGACAUUGGAGCAAAAAAUAUCCUAUAUGUAUAGAAAUUGAGAACACAACUGUAAAGAAUGAUGAUGUUUUUACUAACGAAGAUUUUUCAUUGGAUAAUACUAUAACUAAUUUAGAGAAAGAUGACUGCAGUGAUUCUACAACAACUAAUACCUUUCAUGAUAACACACAAGAAGAUGAAUUUAAAGAUGUUGAAGAUUAUGAAGAAAAUACAUGUGCUAGAAAUUCAGUGUCAUCUUUAGGUGAAGAUAUAGAAACCAAUUCAGAUAAUUCACAUUUAAAAGAAGAUAGACAAAGGCUGUUGUUAUUUGCUCGUGCCAAUCGAGAGAAAUAUGACUGGUAUUUGCGAAUACUCUCCACAAUAAAAUUACUUUCUGUGAAAAAUAAUGAUAAGGAAUCAAAUGUCAAGUGUUCAGAUGAUCGAGCAUCAGGAAGUGAGUCAAGCCAAGAUGAAACAAAGCAAAUAGAAAAGAAAGAAAGUAGUCAAAAUAACAAUAUCGGAACCAGUGAUGUGGAUUCUAUAUCUACAAAUAGUAAAUCUGGUGACUUUGAGAAUGUUAUAGCAGAAGAUGCCUCCAAAAACAAUGUAUCUCUAAUGGGUGACCAACAAUAUUUGAAAUACAUGGGUUAUUUUCUACAUGGAGACCAUAAAGAUGAUACAAGUGAAAUUAGCAGAGAUUUUAAUCUAUCGAUAUCUAAAGAUGUUCUCUGGUUUAAUGUAUUAGCUGGAAGAGUGCUUUUGGGUAUUUUAAAUGAUCCUGGGUGGAUUAUGAAGAUUCAAGAACGAAUCCAAAAAAAACUUUCUACAAUUAAGUUGCCUUAUUAUAUAGAUGAGCUGGAAUGUUCAGAACUUAGUUUAGGCGAAACACCACCAAAGAUACACCGUGCUUCUAAGCCCGUUAUGAAUGAAAGAGGUUUAUGGGUUGAUUUAGAUGUCACGUAUGAAGGUCUAGUCACUCUAGUCUUAUCUACAAAAUUAAAUCUCAUGAAGUUAAAAAAAAUUAAUGCAGCAGACACUGUGGAUACUAAUGAUCCAUGCCAAAGUUCUAAAUUUCAAAAUCAGAAAGCAUCUGCAAUUUACAAUAGUGAUCUAGAAGAUAGUGCAGAUAGUUCAACAUCUGAUGAUCAAGUUCAAGAUACAAAUUCAGAUAAAACAUUUUCAUUAGGUUCUAUAUCGCCAACACCCAGAAAGCAAAAUAACAAAAGCUUUUUAAAAGUUGUUGAUCAAGUUGCUGCCUCAAAGUUUUUCCAACAGGCAACAGAAAAUAAAUUCGUGAAAAAGGCUUUAGUUGCUGUAAGCAAUAGUCAGUUACGUUUACAAGUAGAUUUUCGUGGACUAAUUGGGGAAUUAGUUCUGAAUAUUCCAAAUCCGCCUUCGGAUAGAUUGUGGUUUGGUUUUCGGAAACCCCACGCAUUUGGCUGA